AGCGGAGGUGAAAUAUUAACAGGCAGUGUGGACCUCUAGCCCUUACGAACAGCCGGAAGAAGCCGGGGCGACGGUUGUCAUCGAGAAGACUUGGCAGGCAGGUCUUGCUAGCGCACGUUAGCCGCAGGGCAGCAGGUUUUUUCAAAGGAGGUGAACUCUUCUACUUAUAAAAUUUUCCCCUUUUUUUCUAUAAAUCAGAACAGCUCAGAAUGGAGGCCUAAAACUCUUAAGGGACGUAGUCUAAUCUCUGGGAGGUAGUUUUGUGCAUGAAUAAACAAAUUAAGUAGUUAACUAGAGUUUGUAGCAUCCAAAGAAUGUUAUAAUUUAAAAAAUAUGAUCUAAUUAUAUGAGGUAUAACUAUAAAGUAAUAUUGAGUUUGAUUUUGAAUUUGGCUGUGGAGAAGGGAUUGUACUUGGGACACAUUGUUUUAGCACUCUUCAAAAUUGGCGAGGCAGUCUACCGCUGGCUGCUGUGUAGAAAAGAAAAAAGUACCUGUGUUUGUUAAAGAUUUAAAAAUGAAAGACAGUUAUCUAAACCAAAAAGUUGAUAUUCAACCUCCUGGUAAAUUAGAGGACUAUGCAAAUGAGAACUCUGGCUCCUACAAUGACAAAAAAAUGUCAAGAACAAAACUUUUUAAUAGGUACAACAAAUUUAAAGAAAGUAGGAAAGAUGAAUUUGAUGAUUGGUGAAGAAAUUAUCUAACCAUGAUAAGACUAUCGGUAUUUUAAAAGUCUAAAAUUUAGUUUGUUCAAAUGGGCUAUUAUCUCUGAGAAUAGUAAGAAUAAAAAUGAUGGCUAGACGGUUAUAUUUUGGUGAAGGAACAAACUUAUUCAGAAUGAAAAUUUACACAGAGAUGAUAAUAAUAAACACCAGAAAGCUUUUUAUAACAAUGUGUAAAAUUUUUGACCAGUGGAAGGAAAGCUGAAGUUAGACAUAACUCACCUUUGAGAUAUGUUUCUAUUGCCAAGUGGAAAUAAAACAUUAAAAUCUUUAGUAGAAAAUCCCAGCAUCCCCCCCAAAGAAAAGAAAGGAAGGAAGGUAGAAAAAUCCCAACAUCUGCAGGACCAGGAAACCACGUUUGCAAAUCACUGCUGGAAAAACCAAAAUGACUUGUUUAUUGAUCAUUGCUGAUACUAUUGUUUCAGAUCCUAUUACCUACAAGCUAGUCAUAAUUGAGUUAGUCUAAGUUUUUAGGAGGUCUCUGUUCAAAAGGAAUAGAUUGUGACAAAAUAAAUUUAUUGUUUUUUGUCUUGAUAAAUUCCAGUUCAAAGUAUGCCACCUGGGAAAAAAUUUCUGACCAAAGCCAUAUUUGUACCAUUUGCUUAUCCAACUUAGCCUAUAGACUCAGCAUUCUUGACUUUUGACAGUUUUAAAAAUAAAUCCACUAUCUGAGUAGAAGAUUUGAUACUGGCUCUCAACAGCAUGAAGGCAAAUUUAAAAGACCUGUUGAGCAAAUAUAUUCAUCUCUGAUAAUUUAUUUAAAAUAGAACAUCUAAUUUGCUAAGAUUUAAUGGUAUCAUUAUUAUGAAGCAACUAGGUUCCUAUCUAUGUGAAAUAAUUCUUAUUUAAUAAAUCUUAAAACAGGCCUUAAGAUAUAUCAGUCAAUUCUGUUACUACUUAAACUCUAUCUGGAAGAAAAUUUUAGAUUGAUUUGUUCUCCCUAUAAAAGUGAUUGAAGGAAGAAAAAAUACUUAAUUUGAGCAAGAUUUGGCAUAUUCUGUAUUUCAUUGAAUGUAAGAUGUCAUCAGUUAUAAGGUAUAUCAUUAUUCUAUAUACCUCUGAGGAGUGAAAAUGCUGCUAAUUAAAUAUGAUACAGCACUUAUUGUAAGAUGCCCUUCAAUACCAGAUAUAUUAAAACAUACAUUUUAUAAUCAGUGAAAUAUGGUAAUGCAUUCCUUUCCUCUUAAUGCUUUUUUCCCCUAGCUACCAAAUUUCACAAUUUAAAUAAAGCAAAAUAAACAUAGUUUGAAUAUUUUUUUCUAUAGAGUACUUAUAGAGCAUAACUUUCCACCAUGAAAGCAAGCUAGCUGAGUCAGACAUUUUAUCUUUAGGCUGGCUGAAUGUCACUGAUGCGUGCUAGCGGCGAAGUUGACCUACCUGUGGAAUACCUGACACUAAGUGGCAUCGUGAUGACCUAAAGCACUCUACACUUUUAUGAAGGGUUUUAAUUUCAUCACCAGGUACUGUUUAGCAUCACAUUUGCAUUGUAUGAUCAUACAAAGGUGCUCUUAACUUGUAAUUGUCCCUUAAGAUGUAUCAGUAUAGGAUUUUAAUCUCGCUGUGCUGAAACCCUGAAGACAGGAGAAAAAAGAACAGAAGAUUUCCCAUUCUAGGUGUUCAACCUAGUACUAAAACUAACAAAAAUCAAAAGUCAUGCACAAAACUACCUCCCUAGAGAAAGGCUAGUCCCUUUUCUCCCCAUCCAUUUCCUUAUGAAUAUAGUAGAAGACAGCAAGUUCUUAUCCAAUUUGAUGAAAAACGCCAACAUGUUUGAAUUGAAAUAUGACUUUUCAUGUGAACUGUUUCGAAUGUCUACGUAUUCGACUUUCCCCACCGGCGUUCCUGUCUCAGAAAGGAGUCUUGCUCGAGCUGGUUUUUAUUACACUGGUGUGAACGACAAGGUCAAAUGCUUCUGUUGUGGCCUGAUGCUGGAUAACUGGAAACAAGGAGACAAUCCUAUUGAAAAGCAUAAAAAGUUGUAUCCUAGCUGUACCUUUGUUCAGAAACUAAAUUCAGGUAACAUUUCGGGAGCCACCUCCCAGCUUAAUUUGCCAUUUUCAAUAACAACUUCCACACAUUCAUUACUUCCAAGUUCAGAAAACAUUGGUUACUUCAGUGGCUCUUAUUCAAGCUUCCCCUCAAGUCCUGUAAACUCCGAAGCAAAUCAAGAUAUUUCUGCCUUGAGAAGUUCCAACCAUUGUCUAAUGAAUACUGAAAACUCCAGAUUACUUACUUUCCAGAUGUGGCCAUUGACCUUUCUGUCGCCAACAGAUCUGGCAAAAGCAGGUUUUUACUACAUAGGACCCGGAGACAGAGUGGCUUGCUUUGCCUGUGGUGGAAAAUUGAGCAAUUGGGAACCAAAUGAUGAUGCUAUGUUAGAACACCUGAGACAUUUCCCCAAAUGCCCAUUUCUAGAAAGUCAGCCUCAAGACACUUCAAGAUACAGUGUUUCCAAUCUGAGCAUGCAGACGCAGGCUGCCCGGUACAGAACAUUCUGUAACUGGCCCCCUAGUGUUCCAGUCCAUCCUGAGGAGCUUGCAAGUGCUGGUUUUUAUUAUAUGGGUUACAAUGAUGAUGUCAAAUGCUUUUGCUGUGAUGGUGGACUGAGGUGUUGGGAACCUGGAGAUGACCCAUGGGUGGAACAUGCCAAGUGGUUUCCAAGCUGUGAGUACUUGAUACGAGUUAAAGGACAAGAGUUCAUCAGUCGAAUUCAAGCCAGUUACCCUUAUCUGCUUGAACAGCUGUUAUCUACUUCAGACAAUCCAGAAGAUGAAAAUGCAGAGUCACCAAUUAUUCAUUAUGGACCUGGAGAAAACCAUUCAGAAGAUGCAAUCAUGAUGAAUACACCUGUCGUUAAAGCUGCUUUGGAAAUGGGCUUCAGUAGAAGGCUGGUUAAACAGACAGUUCAGAGUAAAAUCCUAACAACUGGAGAGAAUUAUAAAGUCGUCAGUGAUCUUGUAUUAGAUUUACUUAAUGCUGAAGAUGAAAUAAGGGAAGAAGAGAAAGAAAGAGCAACUGAGGAAGAAGAAUCAGAUGACCUAUCACGUAUCCGGAAAAACAGAAUGGCACUUUUUCAGCAUUUGACUUGUGUGCUUCCAAUCUUGGAUAGUCUACUAAUUGCCAAAGUAAUUAAUAAACAAGAACAUGAUGUUAUUAGACAGAAAACACAGACAUAUUUGCAAGCCAGAGAACUGAUUGAUACUAUUAUAGUAAAAGGAAAUUUUGCAGCCACCAUAUUCAGAAACUCUCUACAAGAAAUUGACCCCACAUUAUACAAGCGUUUAUUUGUGCAACAGGACAUAAAGUAUAUUCCCACAGAAAACGUUUCAGAUUUACCAGUGGAAGAACAAUUGAGGAGACUGCAAGAAGAAAGAACAUGUAAAGUGUGUAUGGACAAAGAAGUGUCCAUAGUGUUUAUUCCUUGUGGCCAUCUAGCCGUAUGCAAAGACUGUGCUCCUUCUCUAAGAAAAUGUCCUAUUUGUAGAGGUACAAUCAAGGGUACAGUUCGUACAUUUCUUUCAUAAAGAUGAUCCAAAAUUUUAGAAUUAGUGGAUUAAGUGUAUUGUAAUUUUAACUUUUAUAUUAAUUUGGUUUCCAUAACUUUUAAAAUCUACUUAGAACUCAGAAAAUUUUGGUUUACACACAUAUAUUUAUAUUAAUAUAUAGCUAAAACAUAUGAACAUAUUUCACAUAGCAAGAGAAUAAGCUUUUGUUCUUGUGAACAAAAAAAUAGGGACAGCACUACAAGUACAAUACUAAAUCAAAAUUUCAGCACUAUUGAAGUUGUAAGUGAAGUAAAAUUUAAGAUUUUUAAAUUAAUCUUUCAGAAUUUUAAAUAUUUGGGAGUUGUAUUAAGAACCAAGAACACGGGUCCUCUGCCUUUUUUGAUCAGCGUCCUAUACAUAGAAGGUCCUGAUAUUUGUUGAAUGACUCUAUGCAAACAGUGUUUUUGUAAAGAAUUCUGUGAGGAACAUUUUAA
Messenger RNA from Pteronotus mesoamericanus, 4699 nucleotides. RefSeq names its product baculoviral IAP repeat containing 3 (gene BIRC3). Gene Ontology annotation, biological process: regulation of cell cycle; negative regulation of necroptotic process; negative regulation of apoptotic process. NCBI's taxonomy places the organism in Eukaryota, Metazoa, Chordata, Mammalia, Chiroptera, Mormoopidae. The transcript is spliced from 9 exons. Bases 2433 to 4244 code for a protein of 603 amino acids. Gene Ontology annotation, cellular component: cytoplasm; nucleus. The record is from RefSeq and is a predicted model, not a curated record. Gene Ontology annotation, molecular function: ubiquitin protein ligase activity; cysteine-type endopeptidase inhibitor activity involved in apoptotic process.